UAAAUUGCGUAUGUUCUCAAGGAGCUGUGGCUUUCCCGGGCAGCCGAGGGCAUCCUGGUGAUGGGAGAGUCGGCCUCGUCUCGUCUGUGUAUUGGUCUCAUUUCCUUCUAUGAUGACUGUUUUUAACACAUAAACUUGUGGUAAGGAGAAAUUAUCAGUUUGUCGCAUUGUGGGUGGAGUUUUACUCCAGCAGAGUAGGAGCUAAAUCAGAGUGUAGAAGCUUUGGGGUAAGGUUUCCUUCCAAGUAGAGAUUGGGGUGCUCAGCUGUCGAUGUGGGCUGCCUGCAGCUGGAGCUGCCGUCUUUGUCUGAGAGAUGUGACUCCCCACCCCCACCCGGGUGCUCCGAGCCAUGGCCGACACCAUCUUUGGCAGCGGGAAUGACCAGUGGGUUUGCCCCAAUGACCGGCAGCUUGCCCUUCGAGCCAAGCUGCAGACAGGCUGGUCUGUGCACACCUACCAGACGGAGAAGCAGAGAAGGAACCAGCACCUCAGCCCGGCGGAGGUGGAGGCCAUCCUGCAGGUCAUCCAGAGGGCCGAGCGGCUGGACGUCCUGGAGCAGCAGAGAAUUGGGCGGCUGGUGGAGCGGCUGGAGACCAUGAGGCGGAACGUGCUGGGGAACGGCCUGUCCCAGUGCCUGCUCUGUGGGGAAGUGCUGGGCUUCCUGGGCAGCUCGUCCGUGUUCUGCAAAGACUGCAGGAAGAAAGUCUGCACCAAGUGUGGGAUCGAGGCCUCUCCCGGCCAGAAGCGGCCCCUGUGGCUGUGUAAGAUCUGCAGUGAGCAAAGAGAGGUCUGGAAGAGGUCGGGGGCCUGGUUCUACAAAGGGCUCCCCAAGUAUAUCUUGCCCCUGAAGACCCCUGGCCGAGCUGAUGACCCCCACGUCCGACCUGUGCCAUUGGAACCGGCAGAGCGAGAGCCCAGAAGCUCCGAGACCGGCCGCAUCUACACGUGGGCCCGAGGAAGAGUGGUUUCCAGCGACAGUGACAGUGACUCGGAUCUCAGCUCCUCCAGCCUAGAGGACAGACUCCCGCCCGCUGGGGUCAGGGGCCUGAAAGGCGACAAACCCUGGAGGGAGUCAGGUGGCAGUGUGGAGGCCCCCAGGAUGGGGCUCACGCACCCGCUGGGCCACCUCUCCGGGAGCCAGAGCAGCCUGGCCAGUGAGAUGGGGACAGGCUCUGCCGACCCGCAGCGGGGGGCCCUACCCCAGGCCGACCUGAAGGGCCGCGGUAAAAGACACACCUGGACGAGCCCCCAGUGCUGACGCGGCUCCAGCAGGCCCCUCUGGCUGCCUGGGCUGAGGCGUUUGGUGCCUGGAACAGACUUCUCUGUGGAGGAUUCCUGCCAGACCUUGCCCGGCUCCCCCAACCAGUCCUUGUGCCCUCGCCAGCCACCCUGUUGGCCAUGACUCAACAAACCAGUGUUGGGAGCGGUCUGCCUCCCCCACCCGGUGCCUUUCUGUGCCCCUUCUCUCUGGGGAGCAGUCUGCAUCCGCCACCCCCUCCAGCCACUGCCCUCAGCCCCUGACCUUAUUUAUUACCCUCCCCUCCCACACCCCCAACCUACCUUGUGAUGAUUUUAAGUUUGGGUGUGUCUUGGGUUGGGCUGGGGGUUCCCACGUGCCGUGUCCGAGGGGCUGCCUGGCCGGGCUUUCUCGUUGCUGUAUUAAUGGAAGAUGAAACCCCAGGGCACGGCCUCUGAAGCUGUGUGUGGUCCCUUAGAGGUGACCACUGGAACCAGAGCAGUGAGCAUGAGAUUCACCCACCCUCUGCCUCUCCCUCUAGCUCUGGGAGGCAGGAGCAGUGGCCCCUCCCAUGGGCUGGCCCAGGACCGCAGGCGAAACCUGGCUCGGGUUUCUUUGGUUUUUGUAUGUUUGUUUGUUGUUGAGACAGAGUCUCGCUCUGUUACCCAGGCUGGAGUGCAGUGGCGCAAUCUAGGUUCACUGCAACCUCCGCAUCCCAGGCUCAAGUGAUUCUCUCACCUCGGCCUCCCAAGUAGCUGGGAUGACAGGUGCCCUCCACCACACCCAGUUAAUUUUUGUAUUUUUAGAAGAGAUGGGGUUUCUCCAUGUUGGCCAGGCUGGUCUUGAACUCCUGGUCUCAAGCGAUCCACCCGCCUCGGCCUCCGAACGUGCUGGGAUUACAGGUGUGAGUCACCACGCCCGGUCCUGUUAGGUUUCUUUGACUCCCCUCACGGCCUGCCUGGUUUUUGCUCAGCCUGUCUUCAGCUUGAGGAGCUGGGAAGCUCUGGUGGACGCUGUGAACUCACUCACUGAAGAGCAGCCUUCAGGUGCAUCCCUGGCCAGGGCACGUGGCUCCCUCCGCCAUGAAUUCACUUCUCUUCAGGAGUUUUGGCUUGGCAUGAAAAUACUUCAUUCAGAGUAUGGGCAAAUGCUUCUGGAAAACCCUUCCCUGAAGAGAGAGAACGUACGUGUGUGUGUGUAUGUGUGUGUUGGUCGGUGUUCACACCCUCCCAUCCUUCCUGUCUCCUGCCCCAAACCCUGGGUCCCUGGGUCUGGAAGGGCCUCCUCUCCAAACUGGGAGCUCCUGGGUCCCCACCAUUCACUUUUUGUCCUAGCUGCUGGCAAAUAGUAAGGAAAUUCACUUUCCCUGUGGCACGUUAUGCUUCAGAAUUAAAACAAUGAAGAUUAACAUUUGCAUUGAGCCACUGUGUUGAUC
Messenger RNA from Rhinopithecus roxellana (golden snub-nosed monkey), 2672 nucleotides. RefSeq names its product rabphilin 3A like (without C2 domains) (gene RPH3AL). The coding region runs from base 350 to 1258 and encodes 302 amino acids. The record is from RefSeq and is a predicted model, not a curated record. Lineage: Eukaryota; Metazoa; Chordata; Mammalia; Primates; Cercopithecidae. The transcript has 9 exons. Gene Ontology annotation, biological process: intracellular protein transport. Gene Ontology annotation, molecular function: small GTPase binding.